GUUGACUCAGUUUCCCUCAGUUUAAAAAGAGAACACUGCUUCACUUCUGCAGCUUUUCUUUGUACCAAAAAAAUCUAGAGAUUUUCAAAUUUAAAUUCUGUAACAUCACUCAAAUCACCAUUGAUGAUUACCGACUGCAAAAGUUAAAGAAAUCCCAGAAUUUGAAUUUCCUUAAUUGGUAUAGAGAGAAGAAGAAUAAGGGAAGACAAUGGAACCAGUUAAUAUGGAGAUUUGCGAGGAACAAAAUAACUCAUCCGCUGAACUUCCAUUUGCUAGAAGCUACCAGCUUGAGGCUUUGGAGAAAGCCAAGAAGCAGAACACUAUUGUGUUCUUGGAAACUGGUUCGGGAAAGACAUUGAUUGCUGUCAUGCUUCUUCGCAGUUUUGCUCACUCCCUUCACCGGCCUGCACAAUCCAAUAUUGCCGUGUUCUUAGUGCCUACUGUUGUUCUGGUUACGCAACAAGCAGAAGUUAUUAAGAUGCAUACGGAAUUAAAAGUGGGCAAGUAUUGGGGAGAUAUGGGCGUUGAUUUUUGGGAUGCUGCUACUUGGCAGAAAGAGCUUGAUGAACAUGAGGUCCUUGUGAUGACACCAAAGAUCUUGCUUGAUGCUUUGAGCCAUACUUACAUCAAACUGGACAAAAUCAAAGUUUUAAUAUUUGAUGAAUGCCAUAAUGCAAGAGGAAAUCAUCCCUAUGCUCGCAUAAUGAAGGACUUCUAUCACCGUCAAAUGCAUACUAAUGACGUCCCCAGGAUAUUUGGCAUGACAGCUUCUCCUAUCAAAGCGAAAGUUAAAGGUACGUCUGACUCAUAUGGUUACUGGAAAGAUAUCCAAGCCCUGGAAAACCUCAUGCAUUCAAAGGUCUAUACCUGUGUUAGUGAGGCAAUCUUGGCUGAGUAUAUUCCUUUCCCAAGUGCGAAGGCUCAACUUUACACUGAAGAUGCACCAAAUGCAUUGCAGAUGGGUUUGAUUAAUAGCUUGGACAUGCUGAGGGCGAAGCACGUAUCUGUUGUCAGAAAUUUGGAUGUUGAAGAAUCGGCAGAACGAUCUAUAUGUAGCAAGUUAAAAAAGCUGUCAAAAACUUUUCAGUUUUGUUUGAAUGAGCUUGGUCUUUGGGCAGCAUUGAAGGUUGCAGAAAUUAUGUCUUCUGAAGAAACCGACAUUUUCAGCUGGGGUGAAUUGGAUGUUCGUGGUGAGACGACCAUAAAAGCAUUCAAUUCUGACGUGCUCAAGGAGUUAUCAACCCACAAACCGCCUGGCUGCAAUUGGUCAACUUCAAGUAUGAAGGCUAUUUUGGAUGCCAGGAUUAUAUCUUCAAAAGUGUUUUGUCUAGUGGAAUCUCUUCGUCGUUAUAGGAGUUUAAAAGAUUUGAGGUGUAUAAUAUUCGUCGAAAGGGUAGUUACUGCAAUGGUUCUUGAGACUAUCUUGGAUCAGCUACUUUCUCAAACAAGUGGCUGGAGGGCACGAUACAUUGCCGGAAAUCAAUCUGCAUUAAAGUCCCAAAGCAGGAAGGAGCAAAAUAAGAUUGUUGAAGAGUUUCGCCAAGGGGCUGUGCACAUUCUUGUUGCUACCUCCAUUCUAGAAGAAGGGUUAGAUGUCCAAAGCUGCAACUUGGUUGUCCGGUUUGAUCCAUCAGCCAACAUUUGCAGUUUUAUUCAGUCGAGAGGUCGUGCUAGGAUGCAAAAUUCCGAUUUCUUGUUGAUGGUGAAAAAGGGAGAUGAUUCUCAGCUGUUACGCAUGAACAACUAUCUUUCCUCUGGUGAUGUAAUGCGGAAGGAAAGUUUGAGCCAUGCUACGGUUCCUUGUCAGCCUGUAGAAUUUAGUGAAUUUGAUGAGAUCUUCUACCGUGUUCCGAGCACAGGAGCAGUUGUUACGCUGAGUUCUAGUGUGAGCUUGAUAUACUUUUAUUGCUCUCGUCUACCUUCUGACGGGUACUUUAAACCAUCUCCUCGCUGCACCAUUGAUGAGGUUUCAGAGACAUGUACACUACAAUUUCCGAAUAGUUGUCCUGUGCAGUCAGUUUCUGUUAAAGGCGAUAAAAAAAUGCUGAAGCACCUCGCUUGCUUGGAAGCAUGCAAGAAGCUGCAUGAGAAAGGUGCUUUGACAGAUAGUCUCGUUCCGGAUAUUGUUGUAGAAGAGCGUCUUAUGAAAGGCAUUGAGCGUGAAAUCUAUGAUGAGAACCAAGCAAAAUACACCCCACCAGAACUAGUCGGCGAUGGCCCAAGAUAUGCAUCUGACACAUACCACAGCUACUUAAUGGAGCUGAAGCAAGACUUUUACUCUGACAUCCCUGUACACGAUGUUAUUUUAGUUUUCAAAACUGAGCUUGCUUCCGAUGUUGGAAACAUGCAUUUUGACAUGGCAGUUGACUGGGGUAACAUGUCCGUGGACAUAAAGUAUGCAGGAAAGAUCAAUCUCAGUGAUGAACAGGUACUUCUUUGUAGCCAAUACCAGGCGGCUGUAUUGAGGGUUCUUAGAGAUCACAAUUUUGAUAAGUUAGUGGAAUCAUUGAAGGGAUUAUUUGAACGGGAGAAAAAUGAUAGUAUGCCUGUUUCACAUCAUGACUAUCUUAUUCUCCCUCGUCAUUGGCUUCAUCGAAGUUCACUUGUUUCUGAUUUGGAACGUAUAACUUCCGCAUCAUUUUUACGUGACGUUGUUCAAGGUUCAUUCCCUAACUGCAAUAAGCGCAAGUGUCCUCAGCCUAAAAAAAAAGAUGAAGUUUACACCAAGAACGGGUUUUUACAUCGUAGUGUGCUGGAAAACUGUUUGGUGUGCACACCUCAUAAUGGUUACAUCUAUUCUAUCUCGGGUUUUUUAGAUGGUAUGGAUGGAAACUCCCUUUUGAGUUUGAGCAAUGGUGAAGUAAAAACAUACAAGAGUUACUACAAAAUUCGCCAUGGGGUUGACCUAAAAUUUGAAAGUCAAGCCCUACUUUGUGGGAGGCAGGUUUUCCGACUGCGGAAUUACCUCCAUAGGUGCAAGCAGAAAAAGGAGAAGGAGUCGAGUGGUGCUUCUGUUGAACUGCCUCCUGAACUCUGUCUCGUCAUCAUGUCGCCCAUUUCAGUUGCGACCUUAUAUACGUUUUCAUUUAUUCCUUCGAUUAUGCACCGAGUUGAGUCUCUGCUAUUGAGUGCCAACUUGAUAGCCAUUAUCACGGAACACUGCACGCAAAAUGUUUUUAUUCCCGCCACCAAGGUUCUGGAAGCAAUUACUACCAAACGCUGCCAGGAGAAAUUUCAUCUAGAAUCCCUAGAGACCCUCGGAGAUUCGUUUUUGAAGUAUGCUGUUUGCCAACAGCUGUUUAAGACUCAUCAACACAAUCACGAGGGACUCCUUAGUAUAAAAAAAGAUAGAAUUAUUUCCAACGUUGCCCUUUGCAGGCUAGGGUGCCAACGCAAGAUUCCGGGUUUCAUACGCUAUGAUUCCUUCGAUCCUAAGAAUUGGAUCAUCCCCGGGGAUCCCGGAGACUCCAGACUGGAUAAAGAGCUAAUUAGUAGCACUCAUAAGGUCUACAAUGGCGGAGUUAGAAAAAUCAAGAGCAAGAGAGUUGCCGAUGUUGUUGAAGCACUAAUUGGUGCAUUUCUUAGCUCUGCUGGAGAAAUACCGGCAUUGAGGUUCAUGAACUGGCUUGGCAUAGAGGUGGAGUUUUCGUGUAUUCUGUAUCAGAGGAACAUCCCUGUAAAUCCCCGUUUGCUCGUAAACAUAACACGUAUUGAGUCCAUUUUGAAUUACUCGUUCAAGGAUCCGUCUCUGGUAGUUGAAGCACUUACCCACGGUUCAUAUAUGUUACCCGAAAUCCCUCGAUGCUAUCAACGUUUGGAAUUUCUGGGAGAUGCGGUGUUGGAUCAUCUGAUCACAUUAUACCUUUACUCAAAAGAUCCCGAGAUGUCUCCUGGUCUGUUGACUGAUCUGAGAUCAGCCUCGGUUAAUAACGAAUGUUAUGCUCUAUCUGCUAUUCGCGCUGGACUUCACAAGCAUAUACUCCAUGCUUCACAGAUCCUGUACAAGCAGAUGGGUGCUGCUGUUGCAAGUUUUCAGAAUUCAUCUUUAGAGUCGACAUUCGGUUGGGAAUCAGAAACAAAUUAUCCCAAGGUUUUGGCAGACAUAAUAGAAUCCUUAGCCGGGGCAAUCUUCGUCGAUUCUGGAUUCGACAAACAAGUCGUAUUCAACAGUAUACGACCUCUCUUGGAACCCCUCGUUACACCAGAAACACUGAAGCUAAACCCGGUACGAGAGCUGAAUCAUUUGUGUCAAACACAUCAUCUGACUAUAAGUAAGAACAGAACUUCCGAGAACGGUGUUGCUUCGAUCACACUCGAGGUCGUCGAGGCAAACGGGGUUGUACACAAACAUACGUGCACUGCUUCUGAUAGAAAGAUGGCCAAGAAAAUCGCUUCUAAAGCUAUUCUCAAGUCGUUGAAAGAAAGUUCCGGAAAAUUGUGAAACUUCUUCUGCUCAGGUGAAUCACGUUCCGAGAAGUAUGGAAACUCGUAGAUUUCGUGCUUAAUCAUGCACGCGGUUGUAGAAUUUUGUCCGGCUCCGGCUCCGGCUCCGGCUCCGGUAGGAAAGAGAUAGGGUAAAUAGUUUUGUUAGGUGGUCUUUUUUGAUGUAGAGUGAUCCAACCUUCUGGGAAGUAGUUAUGGAGUAGUGUGUUAGUACAUGAGUGUAUAGGCCUCUUUUUUCAUAAUUAUUUUACCGGGUAUUCGGUACCCGUUUGACUAAAAGAACGGCGAUAAUAAACCAAGUCGGGUACCCGACCAAUUAUUUUGGAAUAAAUAGAAAAUUACCCGGUUAUAUUGUGUCG
This is a messenger RNA of Spinacia oleracea (spinach), 4802 nucleotides long. RefSeq names its product endoribonuclease Dicer homolog 2. The record is from RefSeq and is a predicted model, not a curated record. The transcript is spliced from 23 exons. Gene Ontology annotation, molecular function: ATP binding; ribonuclease III activity; RNA binding. Gene Ontology annotation, biological process: siRNA processing. Lineage: Eukaryota; Viridiplantae; Streptophyta; Magnoliopsida; Caryophyllales; Amaranthaceae. Gene Ontology annotation, cellular component: cytoplasm; nucleus. Bases 209 to 4441 code for a protein of 1410 amino acids.